Messenger RNA from Thunnus maccoyii (southern bluefin tuna), 4221 nucleotides. It is a transcript of the gene tmc2a, whose product is annotated as transmembrane channel-like 2a. Gene Ontology annotation, cellular component: plasma membrane. The record is from RefSeq and is a predicted model, not a curated record. Gene Ontology annotation, biological process: vestibular reflex; detection of mechanical stimulus involved in sensory perception of sound. The transcript has 20 exons. Gene Ontology annotation, molecular function: mechanosensitive monoatomic ion channel activity. Lineage: Eukaryota; Metazoa; Chordata; Actinopteri; Scombriformes; Scombridae. The coding region runs from base 35 to 2896 and encodes 953 amino acids.
GGACAAAGAGGAUAGAAACUUCUUAUUUUUCAUCAUGCCGAGAAAAAGUGAUGCAGCUUUAGUGGAAGAAGUUGGGAUAGAUGUAGAUGCGGAUAUAAGCGACAGUGAUGACGGCGCCACCCAGAGAAGAGGGAACAGGAGGCAGGCAGCUGGGAGAGGAGGUGCAAAGGGAAGAGGCCGUGGUAAAAAACCAGCCAGUGAGGACGAGGAUGAUGAAGAUGAGGAGGAGGCUCCCAGGAAAGGCAGGAGAGCAAACAACAAGAAGCCGACCAAGAAACGUGGUGGUGAUGAUGAUGAGGAUGAGAGCGAGGAUGAGGCCCCUAAGAGGAAGCGAGGAGGAGCGGCCAAUAAGAAGAAGAAAGGAGGCAAAGCCCAGGACAGUGAGGAGGAGGACAGUGAUGUGGGGAAAGGAAAGAAGGGAAAGAAGGGAGGAGGGAAGAAAGGAGGGAAAGAGGAGGAGGACAGUAAGGGUAAGAAGGGGGAUGCCAAAGGAAAGGACAAGGGGAAAGACAAGGACAAUGACAAAGACAAGAAGAAGAAGAAGAAAAAGGACGACAGUUCAUCUGAUUCCAACUCGAACUCUGACGAGGAAGAGGAGUCCAUGUCAGAAGGAGAGAUGGCCCGGCUGAUGGAGGAGGUGGAGGAGAAGAAGAAACUGAUUGCUAAUAUCAGGAACAAGCCAUGGAGGAUGAAGCGGAGGCUCGUACACCUGAAGGAAGCUCAAGAAUUUGUGGAUAAGUUUGAAGGAGCUUUGGGCAAAGGAAAAGGCAGAAAGUGGUACGCCUACAAAGUGAUGAUGACAAAGAAAUGGAUCAAGUUCCAGAGGGAUUUUGAGAAUUUCAGAACAUCCUGUAUCCCAUGGGAGAGGAAGAUCAAAGAGGUGGAAAGUCAUUUUGGGUCAUCUGUGGCAUCUUACUUUAUCUUCCUGCGCUGGAUGUACGGCAUGAACCUUGUCCUUUUUGGAUUCACUUUUGGACUGGUGGUCAUCCCUGAGGUUCUGAUGGGUCUUCCUUAUGGAUCCAUCCCCAGGAAGACUGUACCUCGAGGAGAACAGGACACUGCUCAGGACUACUCUGUCCUCAUGGACUUCAACGGAUACUGCAAAUAUUCAGUCCUGUUUUAUGGAUAUUACAACGACCAGAGGACCAUCGGCUUGCUGAAGUUUAGGCUGCCUCUGUCCUACCUUAUGGUUGGGAUCGGUACAUUCGGCUACAGCCUGAUGGUCGUGAUCCGCACAAUGGCCAAGAACGCUGAUGUUGGCGGUGGAGACGGAGAGGAAGGAGAGUUCACCUUCGCCUGGAAGAUGUUCACCAGCUGGGAUUACCUCAUAGGCAACGCAGAGACUGCAGACAACAAGUACGCCUCCAUCACCACCAGCUUCAAGGAGUCAAUUGUGGACGAGCAGGAGAACCAGAAAGAUGAGAACAUUCACCUGCGGAGGUUCCUCAGAGUCCUGGCUAAUUUCAUGAUCACCUGCAGCCUCGGUGGCAGCGGAUACCUCAUCUACUUCGUGGUGAAGAGGUCUCAGGAGUUUGCCAACAGGAAUGACCUCAGCUGGUACGAGAAGAACGAGUUGGAGAUCAUCAUGUCUCUGCUGGGUCUGGUGUGUCCUCCUCUGUUUGAGACCAUCGCUGAGCUGGAGGACUACCAUCCUCGAAUCGCCCUCAAGUGGCAGCUGGGACGCAUCUUUGCCCUCUUUUUGGGAAACCUCUACACAUUUCUUUUUGCCCUGUUUGAUGAGGUCAACACCAAGCUGGAAGAAGAGGAGUCCAUUAAAAAUGCCUCCAUCUGGACCAUGAAGGAGUACUACGCCAACUACUCACGCCUUGUCAACGACACCGAGGCCACCCCGCCCCCCAUGGACCCUGCUGAUGUCAUCAGAGGACCCUGCUGGGAGACUGCUGUUGGCAUAGAGUUUGUGAAGCUGACAGUGUCGGACAUCCAGGUGACCUACCUGACCAUCCUGAUUGGUGACUUUGCCAGAGCUGUCAUCGUCCGCUUCCUCAACUACUGUUGGUGCUGGGACCUGGAGGCUGGAUUUCCGUCAUAUGGAGAGUUUGACAUCAGUGGUAAUGUUCUGGGAUUGGUCUUUAAUCAAGGGAUGAUCUGGAUGGGGGCGUUUUAUGCUCCUGGGCUGGUUGGCAUCAAUGUGCUCCGCCUCCUCAGCUCCAUGUACUAUCAGUGUUGGGCGGUGAUGGCAACCAACGUCCCCCAUGAGAGAGUCUUCAAGGCCUCCAAGUCCAACAACUUCUACAUGGGUCUGCUCCUACUCAUCCUCUUCCUCAGUCUGUUACCUGUCGUCUACACCAUCAUGACCCUGCCGCCCUCGUUUGACUGUGGACCCUUCAGUGGGAAGGUGAAGAUGUUUGAUGUGAUCAUGGAGACGAUUGACCUGGACCUGCCGGCCUUCAUGGGGACGCUCUUCAGCUAUGCAGCCAACCCGGGCCUCAUCAUACCAGCUGUUCUGCUCAUGGUACUGGCCAUCUACUACCUGAACUCGGUGUCUGAGGCCUACAAAAACUCCAACAUGGAGCUGAAGAAGAAGAUGCAGAUGGCUCGGGAUGAAGAGAAGAACAGGAGGAACAACACGGACAGCACCAACCAGGUCAUGAAAGACCUGGAGGACCUGCUGCCGAAUCGCUCCCUCAUCCCCCCUGCUCCUCCACCAGAGCCUGAAAAGGCACCAGAGAAGGAUGCAAAGCCAACUAAGACGAAACCCGGGACAGCCGGUAAAGGUGUUAAUUUGCAGAAAGAUGUGGCUCUAGCAUCACCCAACCCCAACGCUCGGGGGCCAGUGAGCCGGCCACCAGGGCCAAGAGGACCUGGACCAAUGCCAGGUCCGGGUCCUGGUGCAGGACCGGGCCGAGGCCGUGGGAGAGGGCCUCCUCCAAGAUAACAGUGUGAGAAAAUCACAAUUUUGCAGGCUGUGUUCAUCCCUCAGAUAAUGUCUGUUAAUUUCCCAACUGGAGACACAAACAGGCACUUGUGAUUGUGGUAUUUCACUCACAAGGACCUUCAUUAGGACUUCAUAUUUACUUACUGACAUCAACAUCAACUCAGGUUAUUUUGGAAAAUUAUAACUCUAUAAACUGCAACCUACCAUACAGUUUUAAAACACAGUGCUGUAAAAACCUCAAUUUUGUUGAGCUAGUUAUCAUCACAAUUCACAAAGGAAGACAGGAAAACCAGGUUGUUGAUGUGUGUUUCUGCCCAUGUGGGUCUCUAAUGGGACCAAAGUGUCCAACCUUUUGGGCAAAUUCAGGGCCCAAGUUGAACAUCUUUUGGUUAGCACAUGGUAUAGACUUGGGUUACCACUGGUAUAUCAAGACACCUCAGUCAGUGCUAAAUCAGUGCUCAAGGUAUUUUUAAACUGUAGGUAGCCAUAGCAACAGUACUUCAGAUAACAUAAGACACAACUUUAUUUAUCUCAAAAUAAAUUUUUGUGCCCCCAGAUACUCAGUAUAUAUUGAGCGUGAAUUCUUGGAAACAGUAGUCUGACAAAACAACACUGCUAAGUACCUGUUUCUGGAGCUUUCAACCACAUCUUAUGGUCUUUCUCAUCACCCACAAACAACUGCUUGUUAUCACGUGACCAAAGUUACAUACUUAGGUCAUGUGAUUAUUUUUUUGUUUUGGUCAAACUCAGUAUACAUUGUAUAUAUAAUAUUUCUAGUAAAAUAGAAUAAAACAAACAUAAAAGUGGAAUAAAAUAAAAAAUAAUAAAGGGUGGUGCUAGUACAAAUGACAAUGCAACACAUGAAUGAGAGGUUACUAGGUUACAUAUGACAGAGAGAGAAAGAUAGAAAUAGAAAGUCUGAAUAGGAAAGUGCAUGACCAUUCAAUGGGAAACUGGAAAUGGAUCAGCCUGUUACUAAACUGUGGGGGGCCUAACUGGAAUAUGUGCAAGUGAUGAACAGUUUUCUCAUUGAACUUUGAAAUCACUGACCAGGAAACAUGAUGACUUAACUGAUUUUAGGUGUCCAGACACACUGUAAAGUAAAUGGAAGAGGGUAGCUUGGAUAUCUUGAAUUUAAUGUCAGUAUGUUAAUAAUGUAAAUUAAGCAUAUUUUCAUACUUUUACAAUAUGAUAUCGGUAUCACAUCCAUAUACAACUAAAUCUGUUUAUGUAUUGUAGGAAAUUACAGUGUGUGAUCAUGUCUGAUGUGUCAGUUAUUGAUUUUCAACACAUCUGUGCCUCUGGCCUUCUUUAUUUUCUCUUAC